Messenger RNA from Oenanthe melanoleuca, 4909 nucleotides. RefSeq names its product monoglyceride lipase (gene MGLL). The transcript has 8 exons. Gene Ontology annotation, cellular component: membrane. Lineage: Eukaryota; Metazoa; Chordata; Aves; Passeriformes; Muscicapidae. The coding region runs from base 452 to 1387 and encodes 311 amino acids. The record is from RefSeq and is a predicted model, not a curated record. Gene Ontology annotation, molecular function: lipase activity.
CAGGAAGGAAGUAAAGUUGCAAACAACCUGCCGCGGCAGGAACUUUGUGAGCCGCUCCAGCUGCAUGUGUUCAAGGUGCCUUUGAUGUACGUGCAGCAGCUUCUGGGAACUGGACUGCAGCUUUCCCACCCGCCAGCCCUCCCUCUCCCCAACCCUUCCCAGCCUCCCCUCCCACCACCGCCACUUCAGCCCGCACACGCAAUUUGUUUGAGAAGAAAAAAAAAAAAAGUGAUGAAGGAGAAGUGGUGAAUUACCCAAGCGACUUUCCUCAAAGAGCGAGCGAGCCGGGGAGCGGAGCCGGGGCUCGCCCGGCCGCGCCGGGAGGGACCCGCCGGGAGCCGCGGGCUGCCGGGCUCGGAGCGCGGCUCCGCAGCGACAUGCAGAAAGCCUCAUCUGCUUGCCUUUGCCUUGCGAUGCCGGCUCCUCACUAGAAUGCAAACCCUUGCACAGGAUGAAAACAGGUCAUUCUUCCAGAAUGCCAGAGGAAAGUUCGCCAAAGCGGAGUCCUCAAAACAUCCCAUACAAGGAUCUGCCCCAUAUCAUCAAUGCUGAUGGGCAGCAUCUCUUCUGCAGGUAUUGGAAGCCAGCAGCACCUCCCAGGGCCCUGGUGUUCAUUGCCCAUGGCGCUGGCGAGCACUGCGGCCGCUACGAUGACUUGGCCCAGAAGCUGACAGGACUCAACUUGUUUGUGUUUGCCCAUGACCAUGUUGGCCACGGGCAGAGCGAGGGGGAUCGAAUGGUUGUCUCAGAUUUCCACGUCUUCAUCAGGGACAGCUUGCAGCACAUUGAUCUCAUGAAGAAAGAGCACCCAGAGCUGCCCAUUCUCAUCCUGGGGCACUCCAUGGGGGGAGCCAUCUCCAUUCUGACAGCUAGUGAGCGACCCAGUGAGUUCUCAGGCAUGCUGCUAAUCUCUCCUUUAGUGGUAGCCAGCCCAGAAGUCGCUACUCCCAUCAAGGUUUUUGCAGCGAAAGUGCUCAACUUUGUGCUCCCAAACCUAUCACUGGGAUCAAUAGAUCCAAAUGCAAUUUCCCGGAACAAGAAAGAGAUGGAGUCCUACACAUCUGACCCCUUGGUGUACCACGGUGGCAUGAAGGUGUCCUUUGUCAUCCAGCUGAUGAAUGCCAUUGCCAGGAUCGAGCGAGCCCUGCCCAAGCUGACCCUGCCCAUCCUGGUGCUCCACGGCUCUUCUGACAAGCUCUGUGAUAUCAGGGGCUCCUAUUUGCUGAUGGAUACAGUGCAGAGCCAGGACAAAACACUCAAGGUGUAUGAGGAAGCCUAUCAUGCCCUCCACAAAGAGCUGCCUGAGGUCUCUACCUCUGUCUUCACAGAAAUACUGACAUGGAUUGGCCAGAAGGUCUCAGCAGCUGGGGAAACCAGCCAUACUUAAGAGCAGUUGCAUUUGCAGCUCUUACUGGGGUUUUCUGGGAAUAGAUGCUUUUACUAGAAAUCUCUUGGGAAAAGAUCUAACAUGGAGGGAUUCUUGGAAUAUUUUACCACACACAGCAUAAGGGAGGGCGGGGGGAGAGGCACAGGGUGGGGCAUUAUUUGCUGAUGUAAAUGGCCACUGCCCUAAUAUGAAGAAUUGAUAGCUGUGGGAUGCCCCUCACCCACCAAACUUUCUCCACAGCUUCCCCUUCUCUGCUUUCACUGUGGUGACCGGGGUGUGUUUAUACUGCAAUAACUAUUGGUAUGUAGAAGAAAUCAGUAUCUUCCACUUCAUGGUUUUGAUGCCAGGUGCAUCCCUUGUCCCCACCACCCAGUACCUUAAAAACCCUGGUCCUUGAGAGGAGAGCACUAACAAAGGUGCUGGGUGAUGAGGAGAGGCUAAAGGUGGAGUUGACAGCUCCCUGAAGGUGAAAGGCUGAUUUUCAAGAUCAGACCCCUUUGGAUAGUACUUUUGUAAGCAGACCAGGCCAGGGGAGAGCACAGAGAUGCCUCCCCCACCACCCUGCACAUCCUCUGCGAGUUUGCACUCGGGGAAAGCAUGUUGAACAGUGCUUUGAUUUUCAUCAUCUGAGCAGGAUCCCAGAGGGGAGAGAAGGAAUGUGGAAUCAAACCCACUUAGCACAUUCAAUUUCCAUGCUUUUCCCCAUGUCAAACCCUAUCUCCUCUGCAAGAUGAACUAUUCUGUAAAUAUUCCUAGGGACAGGGUUUUUUCCUUCCUUUGUUCCUUUUGUUUUGUUUUGUUUUUUAAUCUCCUUAUUUUUUCUUUUGGAAUUAAUCACUUGUGCUACUGAAACUGAAAAAGCAAAGUCGAAGUUAUAAGAGAAUAUAGUAAUAUAAUAUAUUAUAUAUAUAUAGAGGUGGCUGGAAGCUGGGAAAGAAAUGGGAGAAGAGUAAAGAAGGAGUUAAUCAUUCCUUCUCUUGGCAAGGAACAGUGUUGUCCUACCAGGAUCCGGUCCUCUCACCAUAACUUUACAGUCAUAAUCUGUUGUUUUCCUUCAUCAGUUGGAAAAUGUCCUGAAAAUAAUGCUAGAGAGAAGUGCAGAGCAUCUGGUGGGUGGGGAGUAGCAGUGGGUGUCCUCAUGGUCCACUGGUUUAGCAGGAGACCCACAGUGUGAGCAGAGAUCCUGUCCAAGCUCAUGCCAGUCUCCUCCUCACCAGCCCUGGGGCUGAAGGCAGAGUGUAGAUGUGACCAUCCAUCCAGCCUCUCCCUUGCUGUGCUGGGCAUCCCCAGACCCUGCUGUACAAGGGCUGUGGAGGAGCCUGUGGUGCAGCUAAGCCAAAUUCUAGAGCUGCCUGAGUCUCUGCUAGCAGCAGGGUGAGAGGAAAGAGUUUAGACCCUGGAUGAGAGCAGAGACAUUAUACUGACACAGUAAAAGCUGCAUAGUGAUGACAGUGGCUGUGUGGGCCAGUUUACCCAGCGUGAUGGCCCUCAGCAGGAGGCACUAUCCAAAGGGAAGGGGUUUAACCUGCACCUCUCCCUCUGGUCUUGCAAGAAGAGAAUGCAAAUGUUGCACUAUGAGAGAUGGGGCAUCUCCCCCAGUGACAAACCAGCCCUCACUGCCUUCCCUGGCAGCAGCAAGAAGCACAGCUGUGUCCUGAGCUGCUGCCCCCAGGGCUGGGUCCCUGCUCUGGCAGCCAGGGCUGUCACCCACCUCUCCUCCCUUUGGAAGCAGCUCUAGCAAGGUUCAGGAAAGGGACCUCAGUGCAAUAACAGAACCAGGGCUCAGUCCCAUUCAGUCCCAGCUGCAUGGAUGAAUGAAAGAUGUGCGGAUGCAGGUUGUGUCCUUGUAGUUGCCUUAAGGGGCCCGAGUCAGGGAAGCUCUUUUAUACAGGUUGAUCCAGGCACUUUGGCAUUUGUAUUUUCUUGCCUCUAAAGAGAGGAAUGAGCUCUAGCUCUCCCAGCAAUGCCAGCUUUUUAUUGAAAUAUUAUUCCAGUGCAAUUGGCUGUUCUCAGCAGCCCCCGCUGAACCUCUGGUGACACUCUGGGAAGGAGCAAUGAGCAGGUCACCUGCUUUCCAUCUUCCAGCAGCCUGUCUUCAGGAAACUUCUGCUGCCUGAGCAAGCUCCCUCCUGGCCAGAUGCUGCUAGAGAAAGACAGCAAGAAGAGAAACAUUACAGCAGUGAUAAAUCUCACCUGCUUCUUCAGCUGGAAGGGGAAACAAGUGGGUGUGAUCCAGAGGUGACAGACGUUGCGGGGGUAGUAGCAAGAUGAUGAUUUAAGGAUAGGAUUUUUGAAAGCACUUUUCUUGAGGAAGUCAGGAGGAGUAAAUCAAUGCCCACAUUCUUUACAUCCUUUCCAAAGUGACAAGCACUUUGCAGGAGGGGAGAGGGAAGUGACCCUUCAGCAGAAAGGUCAGAGCCCGUUCGCUCCCUCCAACCUGGCUCCAGGCAGAGGAAAGUCCGUUGUCAGUGCCUUUGCUAAAAUGUGUCCUUUCACCCAAGGAACAUCUGCAGCCGAACAGAACUAAAGGGAAACAAAUUACAUUGAUCUGGGGAAGACUUGUCCUUCUGUCUAUAGCUAAGCUCAGCAGUGGCACAUGGCCUGGGGGAGGCUGUGUUUGAAAAAAAAAAGGUUAAUAAACAAAACCUACAACGAACAACUACAAAAAAAAGAAAAAGCCAAAUGACCCCAAAGCCAUGGCACAGCAGCAGGUAUUGCCACCCUCAGCCAGUUUUGUGAAGAGUUACCUUCUGAGGCAAUUAAACCUGUCCAAAAGAAGCUGGGCUCUGCCUGUGCUGACCCCACAGACCCUGGGCUGGCUGCUGAGCAGGUGGGGAAAUGAGUGCAGAGGGAAGGAGCCAGGAACAAACCAGCCUGGGCCAGGUGAGACGCUGAUCUGCACAUUUCAGCUCUGCUGUUGCUGAUCCCUUUCCCUGCCUGCAAGCUCCUUUAUCCUGACCCAGUUGGGUUUCACCAAGCCCCGGAGGAAUUCCUCCUUGGCUGAGCAGAUUAGCAAUGAGCAGAGCAGCUGCUGAGGGAAAUGUAAUUACACCCUAUUUCCAACUGGCAGGUACCACUUGCAGGGAGCACAGCCAGCCUUAGGAAUGUUGCUGUGCAGAGCCACACCAGUCUGCUCUGCCGUGGAGAACAGGUGGCACUCGUGUCUGAGCAAUAGCAACGUGUAACUACUGUAUAUAUCACCACCUGUAGCACUGAGAGGCCAUUUCCCACUGCCUAACCCAUCAUGUUUUCUAUUUAGCCUGUCCUUUUUAUACCACUCACCUUAGCACACUGCCAGCACAAGCCCAUUGGGAUCAUGUUUCCUUUUACAAGUUAUUCCUGGGGUUGUCUCUCUUGUUCUGUUGUGUUCCAGUUCAAUAAAAUACAUUAUAUAUAUAUAUACAUAUAUAAAAACAUAUAUACAUACACAUGUAUUUUCAGUGGAAAAAUCAUAUACAAGUUUAGGAUUCUUAAAGGAAUACAAUGUAUAUUGCAACUAAUAAUAAAGUUAUGUUUUCUGAA